CGGCGCGCCCGGCCCCGCCCCUGCGCGCGGCGCGGCUCCGGAAAUGGUCGUGCUGCGCUGCGCUGCGGCUGCGUCGGGCCGCGCGCGCUGAAGGAGACUGAAGUCAGUCGGAUGAAAGGUCUCUGCAGGCCCGCUCAGUCGGCCCAGGUUUUUCCCGCGGGGGGAUAGCAAGGGGAUCCUUAUGCACAACCACAUGAAAUGAACAAAGCUCCACAGCCCACAGGAGGAGCCCCGACAGCCCCGCACCCUGCCCCUUCUCCUGGACUUCCACAGUCAGCGUUCCCACCUGGUCAGACGGCACCUGUGAUUUUUAACCCGACACCGACCUCACAAAUGAAUACGCCUUCUCAGCCGCGACAGUUUCCAGCAGGGCCUCGUGCUAUUCACCAGCAGGGAGGAUUCAGGUCUCUCCAGCAUUUCUACCAGAACAGGGCCCAGCCUCCCGCCAGCGCGUCCCGCGUGCAGAGCAACACGACGGCCCGGCCUGGCCCUCCUGCCCAUGUGUAUCCAGCUGCUUCCCAGGUGAUGAUGAUACCCUCCCAGAUAUCCUACACACCUUCCCAAGGAGCCUAUUACAUUCCCGGACAGGGUCGUUCCACAUACGUUGUCCCAACACAGCAGUACCCGGUCCAGCCCGGUGCCCCUAGUUUUUACCCUGGAGCCAGCCCCACAGAGUUCGGAACUUACGCGGGUGCUUAUUACCCGGCCCAGGGGGUGCAGCAGUUCCCGGCGGGGGUCCCCACUGCUCAGGUGAUUGUGAGCCAGCAGCCACCGAUCCCCCCAAAACGAGAGCGCAAGACGAUCCGGAUACGAGACCCCAACCAAGGUGGCAAAGACAUCACUGAAGAAAUAAUGUCUGGAGCAAGGACCUCAUCUACCCCCACUCCUCCCCAGGCUGGAAGCGGUUUGGAACCCCAGGCCAAUGGAGAAACCCCUCAUGUAGCAGUUAUUGUCCGGCCAGAUGACCGCCCAAAGCCUGCGCUGGUGGUGAGCAAACCCGUCUCCCUGGAGCCCAGCAAGUCAGCGUCCCCAUCGCCUCCCCCUCCCCUCAUCCCUGAGGUGGAGCCCGUGGUGAUGUCAACUGUGACGCUGGUGCCAAUGGAGCCCCCCGUGGAAGCGGACACUAAAGUGGAGCUGGGCGAGGCGCCGCCCGACCUGCACCAGACGUUUAGCGCUAUCACUACAGUGCCAGGGGCUGGGGAGCUGCCCCUCGUGCCCCCACCUGACAUGGACACGGCGGCUGUGGUGGAGGAGGAGGUGGCAGAGGAGGAGGAAGACGUUGCCAUUCCUCUCCUGGAGCCCACAUUGCAGGCGCCCGCCCUGCCUGAGGUGCCAUCGGUGCCUGCUGCCCCCCUCAUGCCAGCCGUGCCCCCGGUGCCAGCUGCGCCAUCGCCGCCGCUCGUUGUCCCACCGGUCCCUGAAGCACUCGCCAAACCCGCCUCUCCCAGCCCCCCGCCACCCCAGGAGGAGCCCUGCUCUGAGCCUGUCGCCGAGCCUGCUGCUGAGGCCAAUGGGCUCUUAGAGGAGGUGCCCGAGCCGCUCCCCGAGGCACCCGUGUGCCAGCCGGUGCUCGUGCCCGUGUUGGAGCCUGCCCCAGUGCCCGCCCCAGCUCCCACCCUGGACUCCCCCAUUGUGCAGCCUGAAGAGCUGCCCUUGCCCAAUGGGAUGGAGGGCUCCAGCAAAGCGGAGCCAAGCGAGGAGCAGCCUGAGUCGGAUGUCAGCCCCAUCUCGGAGCCCGAGGAGCCAGCGCAGCCUGGCACCCCCACCUCCCCCCCAGCAGAGGAGGAAGAAGAAGAGAGCGAAGGCCCUGCUGAGGCCCAGGAGCGGAGCUCAAGUCCUGCCCCUGCCCCGUCGCAGACCUUGGAGGCGACUGUGCAAGUUGCUGUGUCGGUGCCAAAGAAAAAGCGAAGGAUGAAGGAGCUGAACAAGAAGGAGGCAGUAGGCGAUUUGCUGGAUGCCUUUAAAGAGUCUCAGAUCAGCGACAGUGCCUCAGAAGUGGAAAACAAGCCUCCCCCUCCCAUGCCUGCCCGUGAAACAGAGGACGCAGCCCCCGCCCGUCCCCAGGAGGAGUCAGAGGAGACGUGGGAGGAGAAGGAGGACAAGCUGGCCCCAGAGAAGGGCAAGGCUGGGGACCAGAAGUACCGCUACAAGGAAGAGCAGUGGAAGCCAUUGAAUCCUGAGGAGAAGAAGCGGUAUGACCGGGAGUUCCUGCUGGGCUUCCAGUUCAUUUUUGCCAGCAUGCAGAAACCUGAGGGGCUGCCCCAGAUCACAGAUGUGGUCCUGGACAAGCCCUGUGUACCUUCGCAGGCCAACAAGACCCCAUUGCGGGCACUCGACCCCAUCCGCCUCAGCGGCAUGAACUGCAGCCCUGACUUCACCCCCUCCUUUGCCAACCUUGGGCGGCCUGUCAUGGGCAACCGGGGCCUGCCCUCAGGGUUGGGUCCUCGCCGCUCGCAGCAGACUCAGAGGAAGGAACCCCGUAAAAUCAUUGCCACUGUGUCCCUCAAUGAGGAUGUCAAGCUGAACAAGGCUGAGAAGGCCUGGAAACCCAGCAGCAAGCGUGCCUCUGAGGAGGAGGAUCCUGAGAACAUCAAGACACAGGAACUGCUUCGCCGCGUCCGCAGCAUCCUCAACAAGCUGACACCCCAGAUGUUCCAGCAGUUGAUGAAGCAGGUGAUGGAGUUGUCCAUCGACACGGAGGAGAGACUCAAGGGUGUCAUUGACCUUGUCUUCGAGAAAGCCAUCUCGGAGCCAAACUUCUCUGUUGCCUACGCUAACAUGUGCCGUUGCCUUAUGGGGCUCAAAGUGCCCACGACAGACAAGCCCACAGUGACUGUGAACUUCCGCAAGCUGCUGCUCAACCGCUGCCAGAAGGAGUUUGAGAAGGACAAGGAUGACGACGAGAUCUUUGAGAAGCGGCAGAAAGAAAUGGAUGAUGCCAGUGCUCCUGAAGAGAAGGCACGCAUGAAGGAUGAGCUGGAGGAGGCGCGGGACAAGGCCCGAAGGCGGUCCUUGGGUAACAUCAAGUUCAUUGGAGAGCUCUUCAAACUGAAGAUGCUGACGGAGGCCAUCAUGCAUGACUGCGUGGUGAAGCUGCUCAAAAACCAUGAUGAGGAGUCUCUUGAGUGCCUUUGCCGCCUGCUUACAACCAUUGGCAAGGAUUUGGACUUUGAGAAGGCCAAGCCCAGAAUGGACCAGUAUUUCAACCAGAUGGAGAAAAUCAUCAAGGAGAAGAAGACAUCAUCCCGAAUCCGUUUUAUGCUGCAGGAUGUGAUUGAUCUCAGGCGGAAUAGCUGGGUACCACGGCGAGGAGAUCAGGGACCCAAAACCAUCGACCAGAUCCACAAAGAGGCAGAGAUGGAGGAGCAUCGGGAACACAUCAAAGUGCAGCAGCUCAUGUCAAAAGACAAAAGGAGAGGACCUCCUGGACCAUCUAUCAGCGGUGGACGCAGUAGCCUGGUUGCAGAUGACGGCUGGAACACUGUGCCCAUCAGCAAGGGCAAUCGGCCUAUCGACACCACCCGGCUAACGAAAAUCACCAAGCCUGGAUUGAUCGACUCCAACAACCAGCUCUUUGCACCAGGCGGGCGGCUGAGCUGGGGCAAGGGCAGUAGCGGAGGGUCUGGCGCAAAGCCUGCAGAUUCAGCAUCUGAUUCAGGGCGACCGGCCACGAGCACCUUGAACCGCUUCUCAGCACUCCAGCAGUCCACCCCUGCUGAGAGCCCAGAGUCCCGUCGCGUGGUGCAGAGGGGCAGCUCUAGCCGCGACAGGUCAGAAAAGGCUGGGGACAGAGGGGACCGGGAGUCACGUUCAGAGAAGAGCAGUGACCGUCUGGAGCGUCCUGAUCGGGGAGAGCGGGGAGAGAGGAACAGGUCUGCCGUCACCAAGAGGAGCUUCAGCAAAGAGACAGAGGACAGGAGCAGAGAACGGGAAAAGCAGAGUGGCCCUGAGGCUGUGCGCAAGACUGCUAGCAUGUCAGAGGAACGGGACAGGAGCCGAGAGACGAUUAAACAAGAGCCAGCACCUCCUGCGGCAUCACCCAAACCCAUGCUGUCAGAGGAGGAGCUGGAGAAGAAAUCUAAGGCGAUCAUAGAGGAAUAUCUGCACAUCAAUGAUAUGAAGGAAGCCCUGCAGUGUGUGCAGGAGCUGGGCAGCCCCUCCUUGCUCUAUGUCUUCGUGCGGAAUGGCAUCGAGUCCACGCUUGAGCGGAGUACGAUCUCCCGCGAGCACAUGGGCGUCCUGCUGUGCCACCUGGUGAAGGCUGGCACGCUCUCCAAGGAGCAGUACUAUAAAGGGCUGCGGGAAAUCCUGGAGAUUGCAGAAGACAUGGAGAUCGACAUCCCACAUAUCUGGCUGUAUCUCGCAGAGCUCAUAACACCUAUCCUGCAAGAGGAAGGUAUCCCCAUGGAGGAGCUGUUCAGGGAGAUCACAAAGCCCCUGGUGCCCCUUGGGAAAGCCACCACACUGCUGGUCGAGGUGCUGGGCUUAUUGUGCAAGGGCAUGAGCCAGAAGACCGCGGGCAAGCUGUGGCGGGACGGGGGCCUGAGCUGGAAGGAAUUCCUGCCUGAGGACCAGGAUGUCAACAAAUUUGUCACAGAGCAGAAAUUGGAGUACACAAUGGGGGACAACUCGGACACGCCAAGCUGCAAGGAGCUAACCUCAGAGGAGCUGUGCAAACAAAUGGACAAACUGCUGAAGGAGAACUCGAACAACCAAAGAAUAUAUGACUGGAUUGAGGCCAACCUAAGUGAGCAGCACGUCUCAUCCAACACAUUUAUCAGGGCCCUGAUGACAUCCGUGUGCCAUUCAGCCAUCAUCUUUGAGAACCCAUACCGUGUGGAUGCCCUGGUCAUCCGCAACCGGGCCAAGCUGCUGCAGAAGUACAUGCGAGAUGAGCAGAAGGAGCUUCAGGCACUGUAUGCCUUGCAAGCUUUGGUGGUGAAGUUGGACCAGCCUCCAAACCUGCUGCGGAUGUUCUUCGAUGCUCUCUAUGAUGAGGACGUCAUCAAGGAGGAGGCCUUCUACAAGUGGGAGUCCAGCAAGGACCCAGCGGAGCAGCAGGGCAAAGGGGUGGCCCUGAAAUCAGUGACAGCAUUUUUCACCUGGCUCCGGGAAGCAGAGGAUGAGUCGGACAACAACUGAGCAGCUGUGAGGAGGAGGAGGAGGAGGAAGGGGGGAGAGCAUGGGGCACCGUGGGGUGUGACUCCAUCCCUUCCCAGCCCUGGCCCCCUGGACUUGCUCAUGCCGGGGCCGAGGGAUCUGCUGUGCCCCCAACAGCAUCCCUCUCUCUAUUUCUCCUCUCCCUCCUCCCCUCGUCCCCGUUCUGUUGGCCAGGCCUGUACUAGUUUGUCACGAUGAUAAUAAAUGGAUGCUGAUGGA
Tympanuchus pallidicinctus (lesser prairie-chicken) is the source of this 5379-nucleotide messenger RNA. It is a transcript of the gene EIF4G1, whose product is annotated as eukaryotic translation initiation factor 4 gamma 1. Gene Ontology annotation, cellular component: eukaryotic translation initiation factor 4F complex. Bases 199 to 5142 code for a protein of 1647 amino acids. Gene Ontology annotation, molecular function: translation initiation factor activity; protein binding; mRNA binding. The transcript has 35 exons. The record is from RefSeq and is a predicted model, not a curated record. NCBI's taxonomy places the organism in Eukaryota, Metazoa, Chordata, Aves, Galliformes, Phasianidae.